This is a messenger RNA of Ananas comosus (pineapple), 810 nucleotides long. RefSeq names its product skin secretory protein xP2-like. NCBI's taxonomy places the organism in Eukaryota, Viridiplantae, Streptophyta, Magnoliopsida, Poales, Bromeliaceae. Bases 110 to 628 code for a protein of 172 amino acids. The transcript has a single exon. The record is from RefSeq and is a predicted model, not a curated record.
CCCCAACCAAAAAUAAAUCAAUCAAAUAAAAAUAAAACCAAACCCCAUUAUCGUUACCAUCCUCUGCUUCAUCUCCUCCCACCCUUUUUAUUCCUACCAAUCGAGGAAGAUGCAUCGCGCCGUCGCCCUCGUCUUCCUCCUCCUCGCCGCCGCCGUCUCCGCCCAAUCCCCCGCGGCCUCCCCGAAGCCGUCCCACGCGCCGUCCAAAUCGCCCGCCAAGGCGCCCGCCGCCGCCGCCACCCCCGCCCCCGCCAAAGCCCCCGCCGCAGCGGCUCCGGCUAAGCACGCGCCUGCCACGGCCCCUGCCACAGCCCCUGCCACGGCCCCCGCCUCGGCGGAGGCUCCUGCAUCCGAAAAGGCGCCCGCCGCCGCUCCCUCCGACGCCGCCUCCUCCUCGCCUGCGGUGUCUCCUGCUCCCGGGUCCGAGUCGAGCGACAUCCCCAGCGACGGGCCCGCCGCCGACGGACCGGAGCUGGCCAGCCCCCCCAGCCCAACUGAGGGGUUGACGGCCGACGCUCCCGCGGUGUCCCCCGGCCCGGACGCGAGCGACAAGGGCGCGGCGACGAGAGUCGGGGCCGCCUUCGGUGGCGUCGUGGCCGCGGCUUUGGUGGCCGUCGCCGCUUUUUAAAUCCAACGGCGCUUGGCUUGAAAUUGUGAAUCAUUUGGUGAAUCAAAAAUUAAUUUUCCAUCCACGGGAGGGACGCGGCCGCGUUUUCCUUUGUUUGGAUUGAGACAUCUUUUGAUUUGAUCUGUAAUUUGGAUGGGGUCACCUGAUUAAUGAGAUCAUUUUCUUUGCAUGUUUGCCUCUUA